AUGAAAUUUGAAUACGAUCCAGACGAAGUACCUCAAAAGGUUAUCGAGGUGUUAAAGCGGUUUUGCUUGCAUUCGAGCAAAGAUGGCCAUCAGAAAGACGUCGGAAGGGUAUUCGAGUCCAUGCCUGAGAAGUUAAAGAUUAAUAUCACGGCAAACCGGCCGAUAACUAUGGUUUUACCUGCAUUUCCAUGGAAAAGUCCGAACCAGGAUAAAGUGCUAGCAGAUGGGGCAGAUCUAGGAGAAGAACUGGGUUUGGCGAAAUUGAACCACCUGUGCGAGGAUAUCUCGAAGAUCUAUCCUUACGGUGCACGACUAAUCCUCAUUUGUGAUGGCCCAGUAUAUAAUGACCUGGUCGGUGUCCCUGACGACGAAUGUUACGACUAUGGCAUUGAGAUACGCAAAAUCGCCCAAGAGAAACAUUUUUCUUCUAUCCAGUUUGUCCGGCUGAUGAACUUGCUGGGACUAGGAGAUGGCGAGAAAAUCUCCAAGGCAGAUUAUCUCCGUCUCGUCGCCACUGUCAGGGAGAAACUGAUGUCACCCACAUACUUCGACCCCAAAUUUGACAUUGAACUUGAGUUGAAGACAAAUCCAGAUACCAGAACAACAUACGAGAGCUAUUUUAGUCGCAUCUCAGAGGAUCUAAAAUGGGCCAAGGGGCUUGACCCUAUUGUCGCGGCCGACCCGGCGCUCUACGCGGCUGAGGUGUCCAAGAUGGCGAAAACCAUGAUCAACCGGCUCAUCUUUUCCCAGGCAUAUGAAGCCGUCAUUAACGAUACACUCGGAAAAUACAUCCGUCUCUCGAUUCACCCUUCAUUAGGGCUAAACAAGGUCUCUAUUCCCUUGCUGGGCCAAGGUGAUCUGUUUGGUGAUAUGCCGUGGCAUGCAAGUGUGGCGGUACUGUCAAAUGGGGAGAUCAAGACCGGAAAAUCGCGGGAAUUUCGCAAACUGUACGAGGUCGUUGUGAGGCAUGGCCGGCCUUAUUACUUCAGAGAACGGAGCCCAAUGUACGAAUGGGAGGCAGAUGUGGAGUUUCAGCAUGACUACGAUGGGUUGAUUGUGAAGAACCCUUUACAGAGAGCUCAGACGCUUGGUAGGGAUGAUCGCUUAAAGCUAGCUCGCUUGAUUGUGCAGUAUCAGACCAAGUCGGUUCGAGUGGAGGGGUUUGAAGUGUUGAAUGACGCAUGA
Molecule: messenger RNA, 1185 nt
Organism: Penicillium griseofulvum
Lineage: Eukaryota; Fungi; Ascomycota; Eurotiomycetes; Eurotiales; Aspergillaceae
Product: isocyanide synthase family protein
Exons: 3
Coding region: 1-1185 (394 amino acids)
Source: RefSeq, a predicted model, not a curated record